Molecule: messenger RNA, 1046 nt
Organism: Austrofundulus limnaeus
Lineage: Eukaryota; Metazoa; Chordata; Actinopteri; Cyprinodontiformes; Rivulidae
Gene: vwc2
Product: von Willebrand factor C domain containing 2
Biological process (GO): negative regulation of BMP signaling pathway
Cellular component (GO): AMPA glutamate receptor complex
Molecular function (GO): protein binding
Source: RefSeq, a predicted model, not a curated record
ACCUCGGAUCGUGGGGGACGGAGCGCACCUCCUCCUCCUCCUCCUCCUCCUCACCCGCUCCCUGUCGGGUUAAAGUCAAACAUGAUCCGCGAGCGUUUUCCCGGGAAAGCGGUCCUGUAGCGCGCACACGCACGCGCCGGCAUCAUUUGUCGGUGCMGCUCAGAGAGAGGAGCUGCUCCAUCCGGCGGGCUGCAGGAUGCGGAUCACUCCGAGCAUGGCGGAUGGAGCGGCUGCGGCCUGAUGUGUGAGGCGUGUUCCAGGCGUGUUCUUGGCGUGUUAUGUGAGCAGAGGUGUUUUCCCACCUCGCUGGUGGUGGGAAGAGAUGCUGCGCUGUGUUGCCAUGACAGCGGAGGUGCUCUUCUUCCUGGCGGUCCCGCUGAGCGGCGUUCUGUGUAACCCCGUGGCGACCUCGCCGGUCAGCAGGGACCGCCUAGAGCGGGUGCUGACCCAAGCCCGGGGGGACAGGCAGCAACAUAAGCAGACCCCCGAGGACAGGAACAGGACUGCCCCUGGUCUGGGCAGGCCAGACCUCGGUCCCCUGAACCAAGGAGCCAAAGACAGGAAGCCCCUCCCCUCCCUGAGCGAGCAGGACGUCCUGCCGGACGAGGGUCCGACCAGCGACGUGUCCCUGUCGCUGGACGCCAUCGACGAGUACGCCUACCCCGACUACCGAGGCAAAGGCUGCAUGGACGAGAGCGGCUUCGUCUUCGCCAUCGGCGAGCAGUUCACCCCCGGCCCCUCCGCCUGCCCCUGCCUCUGCACGGACGAGGGGCCCCUGUGCRCCAAACCUGAGUGCCCCCGGGUCCACCCCCGCUGCAUCAGGGUAGACACCAGCCAGUGCUGCCCGCUCUGCAGGGAGGAGAAGAACUACUGCGAGUUCAGAGGGAGGAGCUACGCCUCGCUGGAGGAGUUCAAGGUGUCUCCAUGUGAGAAGUGCCGCUGCGAGCCCAGCGGGGAGGUUCUGUGUUCCGUGGCGGCCUGUCCUCAGACGGAGUGCGUGGACCCGGAGUACGAGCCGGACCAGUGCUGUCCCAUCUGUAAGAGCG